CAUUUGCGAUCUUGGCAGAAUACCCGUCGGGAAACACGUAGCCUUUUCUCUAAAGAAUCUCUUUCGAUUGAUAACAUAGUUUGUUUUCUUCAUUCUAAGUUUCAAACUCGAUCAUGUCGAACACCAUUUUACGUCGCAUUAUUCACUCAUCGUUUGCUCCAGCAGCCAUCGGUCCUUAUAGUCAAGCUGUUCUAGUGGACAAAACAUUAUACAUCUCUGGACAGCUAGGACUUGAUGCCCAAACCGGGUCAUUAGUUCCUGGAGGGGUUGAGGCUGAAGCAAAGAAAGCCUUGGAUAAUAUGGGCCAUAUUCUAGAGGCAGCUGGAAUUUCUUAUAAAAAUGUGGUUAAGACUACCGUAUUGCUUGCAGACAUUAAUGACUUUGGCAAAGUAAAUGAAAUUUAUCGCCAAUAUUUUACAGAAAAUUUUCCUGCUCGUGCUGCCUACCAGGUUGCUGCUUUGCCUAGGGCUGGAAGAGUUGAAAUUGAAGCUGUUGCUGUUGUUGGGGUAGUAGAAGACAUGGCUAAACUGUAAGAAGUUUUAAGUUUGCUAGGAUUUUACUAUUACUGUUAAAAUAUUUUUGUUCACACAGAGAACUAAAAAUAGAAAAGCUCAAACAGUU
Messenger RNA from Daphnia magna, 621 nucleotides. RefSeq names its product 2-iminobutanoate/2-iminopropanoate deaminase (gene UK114). Gene Ontology annotation, molecular function: deaminase activity. Bases 114 to 533 code for a protein of 139 amino acids. Gene Ontology annotation, cellular component: cytosol. The record is from RefSeq and is a predicted model, not a curated record. Lineage: Eukaryota; Metazoa; Arthropoda; Branchiopoda; Diplostraca; Daphniidae. The transcript has 5 exons.